AUGUACCCUUUGGGAUAUGGUGUUCCCGCUGUGAUCGUGGGCGUGUCCGCAGCAGUAGGACACAAAAAUUAUGGAACCUACACUCACUGCUGGCUCAAGUUUGAGAAAGGCUUCAUCUGGAGUUUUAUGGGGCCAGUGGCAGUGAUUAUUGUGAUAAACUUGCUCUUCUACUUUCAAGUUCUGUGGAUUUUGAGAAGCAAAAUUUCCUCCCUCAAUAAAGAAGUUUCCACUAUUCAAGACACCAGGGUCAUAACAUUGAAAGCUAUUGCUCAACUGUUCAUCUUGGGCUGUUCUUGGGGUCUUGGUUUUUUUAUGGUUGAAGCAGUGGGAAAGACAAUGGGGCUGGUUUUCGCCUACACCUUCACAAUCAUCAAUGUCCUGCAAGGAGUCAUGCUCUUCCUGGUACAUUGCCUCCUUAAUCGCCAGGUGCGCAUGGAAUAUAAGAAAUGGUUGAGUGGCGUGAGGAAAGGGUCGAAGAUGGAAAGUACCGACAUCUCGAGGUCUACUACUCACACCAAGAUGGAGGAAGUCGGGAAAUCAUCAGAAACGGUUCAGCGAUCACCCAUCAAGUCAGCGCAAAUACAGUCUGAGAUUUAUACUGUCGCUGUUUCCUGGCAAGCAACAAAAAAUUGA
Sorex fumeus (smoky shrew) is the source of this 633-nucleotide messenger RNA. Its product is annotated as adhesion G protein-coupled receptor E4-like. The record is from RefSeq and is a predicted model, not a curated record. Gene Ontology annotation, biological process: adenylate cyclase-activating G protein-coupled receptor signaling pathway; cell surface receptor signaling pathway. Gene Ontology annotation, cellular component: membrane. The transcript has 6 exons. Gene Ontology annotation, molecular function: G protein-coupled receptor activity. Lineage: Eukaryota; Metazoa; Chordata; Mammalia; Eulipotyphla; Soricidae. The coding region runs from base 1 to 633 and encodes 210 amino acids.